CCCUGGGAAAGACAAGAUGGCGGGACGUUCAAAAACGUCGCUGACAGGUCAAAUCAACAACAGAAUAAAGUAAAUAACAUAUUGAAUUUAACCGUUAGCCCACAAAUCGUCGGCUGGAACGAGUAACCGACGUUUAACCGCCGGUAUGAACGGGGUUCGCCGGAAGUGUGACCCUCCUUUUGGACUGACGGGAUCCACACCGAAACCGAACCGGCUGAGCAGAACCUUCAGACAGACUCAGACUGCGGGGAAAGUGGAUCCUCCUCCGAGGAGCGAGCCGGCAGAAUUUAAGAGUCCGACCAGAAUCCCGAGAUCCAGAGCAGGCGGAGGUUUCAGCGGAGAGUCUCCACACAACGACUCGGACGUCCAGCAGGACAUCAUCUGGGAUGCCACGUCUCCUUCUCCAAACAGACUCGGUAAAAGAGGAAAGAAGCCGCCUGCUGGAGUGGUGAACAUCUCAGAGAUCGUCAGCAGGAUCGCUCCAAAGCAUGGCAGGCCGAGGGUCGCAGAGCCGACGUUACAACAGUGGAUCGGAGACAGCGCAGCCAUUCCCUGCACGCCGGACGUUCAAGCUCCCAAACCGAAGAAGAAGUCCCCAAGGCCGAACGGCGUGGACGACUUGCUGAAGCUCGCCAAACAGUUUGAUUUCAACAUGUUUCGUCGGGACGAAGAGGAAGAGGUGGACGACCCGCACCAGCAGAGUCUGGAGCUGCUGUCGGAGGACAUGUUGGAUUUUGAGAACGGCGAUCAGAACGACUUCUCACCUUCACUUUUUGGAAACCAUCAACGAGCUGAGGACACGGCUGCGGCUGGGAGAGACAUUCAGGCACACCUGGAUCUACAAAUGGAGGACGAUUUGGACCUCCUGUUCGAUGGGCCGACCCAGCAUGUGAGCGGAAACUUAAGUCAGGUGUCACAAGUGAAACAUCCUCCUAGCACGUGUGCGGCUUCUGGGAAAACGUCUGCAUCGUCUCGCACUUCUGGUGUUUCCACGACCAACACUAGAGCUGCUCCUGCAAACGACGAGUUCGAGGACGACUGGGAAAACGACGACUUGCUUAAUGACUCUUUGGUUUUGGAGAUGACACAAAAUCCGCAGAGCUUUUCCGCUCCGACGCACUGCUCAACCCAGAAACCCGCGCGUGAAAUAAAGAGUCCGGGAAGUUUUCGAUGGUCAGACAGUCUGAGACAAAGAUCGACCUUCAAGCUGGAGUCCAAUCCUCAUUUUUCUAUCAAAACAAGCCAGACAGACACCUGGACUAACUCAAGGGUGGAAAACGGCUCAAAAAGGUCAGAGAAAGACCCUCAGAAGAACAAUUGUCACGUUUUAGCAGGAGCGGGUUCUCAACAGAGCGUGCAAAAGUCAAACACGGUGAAAUCAGAUACACAGAAACAACAAUCGAAACAAAGGACAAACGCGGCACCUCCUGCUCGCAGCUUUCCACUCACACCUGCAGCAGUUCCAUCCCACAACGAGGCGGCCGCCAUCUCUGACCUCCUGGAUGACAACCUGAACUCUUUCUUCUCGUCUGAUCCAGUGUGGGACGACCGGCGAUGA
Molecule: messenger RNA, 1558 nt
Organism: Labrus bergylta (ballan wrasse)
Lineage: Eukaryota; Metazoa; Chordata; Actinopteri; Labriformes; Labridae
Source: RefSeq, a predicted model, not a curated record